This is a messenger RNA of Vanrija pseudolonga, 2580 nucleotides long. RefSeq lists its product as uncharacterized. The record is from RefSeq and is a predicted model, not a curated record. The transcript has 4 exons. Bases 1 to 2580 code for a protein of 859 amino acids. NCBI's taxonomy places the organism in Eukaryota, Fungi, Basidiomycota, Tremellomycetes, Trichosporonales, Trichosporonaceae.
AUGUUGUCCCCCGCAAGCACGACAACCAACAACCCUGCCGCGGGCAUCGACCACGUCAGCUUCCCCGACAUAAUCGACAGGAUACUUCUCCACUGCGACCGCGAGGCAGUCUUCAUGCUUCGCAGGCCGGAGAACUCAAACAAGCUGAUGUACGACCUCAUCAACAAGCGCCUGUUUCGACACGUGGCCAUCAUCCGCGUGCACGAGAACGUGCACUACAAGCCCAAGGUGGAGACGUUCCAGAUUGUCGACGUCGACGGCCGCCGCCGGCUCCCCAUCCCGCCGUUCAAGUGCUACGACGAGGACUUGGCCAAGCGCAACAAGGAUUUCAAUCUCACGACACGGUGGGACUUGAAGAGCAUGAAUAUGCUGGAGGAUCGACGCGAUGACUUCCUUCGACUCGUCCGCAUGGUCGACACGAACAGUGCGUUUCCGCGUUGCGUCAACAUCCGGUUCCCGCGCCUUGACGCCGCGAGGAUCUUCCACAAUUCGACCCACAAGACUGAGUUCACUCUGGCCGAAAACCACGAACUGCACCGAAGCAGGAUGGUCAUCCGGUUCCUUGACGCCUCGCCGUUUCAAGCCCACAGCGGCCCCUUUGACACGGCAUCGCACAACGUGGGCCACCUCGACAUCAUCCUCUCGCACCACUUCCGCUCGUUUGAUGCCCUCGACUCGCUCCCCAGGUUUCUCAAGGCUGCGUGUGGCGGUGGAACUGUGCACAACGUCCGCCUCGUCGGGGUGCUAAAGUACAUUCGCCCAUUCUACGCACGUAUCAACUUCGGGCUACAUAAAAUGGUCAAGUCGUACACCGUCGAGGACUUUGUCACUCGGACGAUUUGGAGCAAGGAGGAACCGGCACGGCUCGCCGCCGGUCGCGCCGCCCUCUUCGAGGCGAUUGACGCGUACCAGGUGGCCCAACGUAGCACACGGGACGCCCCCGUCGUCAUAGAUCAUACGGGCUUCCCCGAGAUCAUUGACACGAUUCUCGACGCCUGCGACCAUGACGGCCUCCUGCAUUUCCGCGCCGCCAGCCGAGCCUACUACGACAGGAUCAACCGCCGUCUGUUCAACCACGUCGCCAUCGUCCUCAAGCACGAGAACUACAACGUCUACCCCGAAGUGCGGACCUUUCACCUCGUCGACCUCGAGGGCAGGAAGCUCCCCAUCCCGCCGUUCAAGGCGUAUGGCAUGGGCUUCCCUGGACAUAUCAAGACGCGCUGGGCGACUGAGCAGCUCAAGAUGCUCUUGGACGACCGUGCUGCUGUCUUGCCGCUCAUUCGCACCCUCGACAUACAAAGCACGUUGCCGCCCUGCAUCCGUAUCGGCCUUCCGCCUCUGCGUGCCGUGAGGAUAUUCCACAAUGGCAUUUCGGAGGCGGUCCAAGACGACAUCCGCACCAAUCCUUGGAACAACGCAUCAUACCAUCCGCCCGCCAACACAGUGGUCAUGUUCGGCGCAUGCAUCCCCACUGCCGCACCGAACACCGGGCACCUUCGCCCGCUCAAGCCCUACAAGAUCAUCAUCCGUUUCCUCGAUGCCGUCAUCGAUGUCAUUGUCGGCCUGGCACCCCGCGACGCGUUGCUGAGCCUCCGCCCGGUGUGUCACUGGCUCAAGACUGAAGUCAACAAGCAGCUGUUCUACCACGUUACCAUCAAGGCUGGCAAGGAGACGAUCAACGACCAGGACGGUGUCAAGGUGCAAACGUACUUCUUCACCGACACGGACGGCAAGCGCCUCCCACUCUCGGCGUUCCAGCUCAUCACCCCGACCACUGGCAGACGCCGCAGAUCCGUGUUCCAUUGGUCGCCCGACGAGUACAUGAGGCCCAAGAAGCGCGCUCAGGCAAUGCACAACAUCCGCGUGGUCGACUAUCCCAUGGAGCUCGCGCGCCGCCGUGACCUCACCUUUGGCGGUCUCACAACCGCACGCGUCUUCUUCGACGACACGACCCCGUACUCCAAGUUGACGGGUAUCUGGGUGCAAGGCACCGACACGAUCGUCAUUACCGGGCACCAUAUCCUUCGGUCGCCGCCCGAGCUGUACAACCGUGGACCGGCACCGUCCAGAACUAGACCGACUUGCACCGCAGUCCUCAACGUCACCCCCCGAUCCCCCCACUACUGCAGCGGCCACGCCGAAGCAUACUCAAAGGACUGGGGCAACUUCAACCUCGUGGUCAUCCUCUCGCCCUGCACUUUUGUUACGAACGGCGCCUUCGCCUCCAUGUGCUUUGCUCGCCAGUUUGUCGACUUUGUCGACGCCGUUCGCAAGUCGGUCAACCAAGCCUCCAUCACCCUGGUCGGCGUCCAAGAGUUCCUCCAGGCCACCCUUCAUUCCGUUGGAGGCUCCUCCAAGCGCAAGCUCGAGCUCGGCCGUCUCCUCGGGGCGGAGGCGUGGGAGGAAUGCUCAGAGGAGCACAAAGCUCGUAUCGAACUCAUGACCCCCGAGCUCGCACGCCUGGGCGUCGCGAUCGACCAGCAUGAUGUCGUUUGCAAGACACUCCUUGAGUACAAGGGUGAGCUCACGACCGAGCAGGCAAACCUCCAGUUGUCCGGCAACAUCUCCCCUUCGGCCUGA